Salvia miltiorrhiza (redroot sage) is the source of this 1311-nucleotide messenger RNA. RefSeq names its product NAC domain-containing protein 54. Gene Ontology annotation, biological process: regulation of DNA-templated transcription. The record is from RefSeq and is a predicted model, not a curated record. Bases 220 to 1026 code for a protein of 268 amino acids. Lineage: Eukaryota; Viridiplantae; Streptophyta; Magnoliopsida; Lamiales; Lamiaceae. Gene Ontology annotation, molecular function: DNA binding. The transcript is spliced from 3 exons.
CUUGCUUUAAACCCUUCUUUCACGAGGGAAAGCAUUGGGCCCAGUGUCGCUGAUUUUGUCUAUAUAAGAUAUAAAGAGCUAGCUGCGGAAAACAAGACACAAGAAACGUUGUAGCAUAUAUGAUGAUUAGAAAAUAAAAUAUAUUUGAUGGGAGAAUAUGGGGCUUCCAAGAAACGCUUCUGGGAAUCUAGAAAAGAGAAAAAGGAGAAGAUACUUUGAAUGGAGUUAUAUAAAUCCCACAUGAUGGUAGUGUUGUUGGAGCAUUUCAAAAGUGGCGCCGGCGGUGGUAGCAUCAUGGCCCCAGUCGGAUUGCCUCCCGGUUUCAGGUUCCACCCCACCGACGAAGAGCUCGUCAACUACUACCUCAAGAGGAAGAUCCAAGGCCAAGAAAUCGAGCUCGAUAUCAUCCCCGAAGUCGACCUUUACAAAUGCGAGCCCUGGGAGCUCGCAGACAAGUCUUUCCUACCAAGUCGGGACCCGGAGUGGUACUUCUUCGGCCCUAGGGACCGGAAGUACCCCAACGGCUUCCGGACCAACCGGGCUACCCGGGCGGGCUACUGGAAGUCCACCGGGAAGGACCGCAGGGUCACGAGCCAGAACCGGGCCGUCGGAAUGAAGAAAACACUGGUUUACUAUAGAGGAAGGGCCCCACAAGGGAUAAGGACUGAUUGGGUUAUGCAUGAGUAUCGGCUUGAUGAUAAGGAGUGGGAAGAUGUUUCUGGAAUCCAGGACUCCUACGCGUUAUGCCGUGUUUUCAAGAAAAACGGGCUGUGCUCUGAAGUAGAAGAGCUAGGGCAAUCUAGUAGCAUACCGUUGCUGGAUCAUUACAUGCAAGGGGCCUCCAACGAGCAUGAGACAAUGUCGCCCGACUUCCCCUUGGCAUCAUCUUCCACUAUCUGUAUGGAAGAAGAAGAUAAAGAUGAUAAAGAUGAGUCAUGGAUGCAGUUCAUUACAGACGAUGUUUGGUGUUCGUCUAGCGCAACAUUUGGUGGCGAAGAGGUGUCUCACAUGGGUUUCACAAGCUAAUGAGAAAGGAUUUAACACAAGGGGGCUCAUUAAUAAUAUCAAAUAUAAAUACAUUGAAUCAUCUAAUUCAUAUUUUUUUACAAAAAAAAAUAUCAUGAUUUUAAAGAAUGUUUCAAGUUUCAUCAUGAAUUACUCUGAUCAUCUCUAAUUGUACUUAGAUUUUUUUCCCUUCAUUUCUUUUUGGGUGGUGUAUUCUCUGUACAACCAGGUUAUCUUGUGGUUUUUCCCAUUUUACUAAGGUUUCUUCAUUGGGUUUCACUAGUGUAAUAAAGGGCUUAUUUUCUA